Molecule: messenger RNA, 1473 nt
Organism: Cyclospora cayetanensis
Lineage: Eukaryota; Apicomplexa; Conoidasida; Eucoccidiorida; Eimeriidae
Product: splicing factor 3B subunit 4
Exons: 9
Coding region: 1-1473 (490 amino acids)
Biological process (GO): positive regulation of mRNA splicing, via spliceosome
Cellular component (GO): nucleolus; U12-type spliceosomal complex
Molecular function (GO): RNA binding
Source: RefSeq, a predicted model, not a curated record
AUGCUUGCCACACGGCCAUGGGGAGGUUUUGGGGGGGGAGGGGCUGACAUCGCUCAAGUGUUCGAGCGAAAUCAGGAGGCAACUCUCUAUGUAGGAAACAUCGACUCUCAGGUCGAUGAGGAUCUUCUGUGGGAGCUGUUCACACAAGCCGGCGUCGUGCGCCUCGUCAACAUCCCCAAAGAUAAAGUUUCCGGCGCUCACCAGGGAUACGCCUUUGUGGAGUUUGAAUCGGAGACUGACGCAGACUUCGCCCUGAAACUCAUGGGCAUGGUAAAGCUUUAUGGGAAGCCUCUCCGCCUCAGCAAGGCAGCACAUGACAGACGAACGUUUGAUGUUGGAGCGAACCUUUUCGUGGGGAAUCUGGAUCCUGAUCUCGACGAGAAGGUUCUGUUUGACACGUUCUCCUCUUUCGGGAAUGUCGUCUCUGCCAAGGUGAUGCGAGACGCUGAAACUGGUGUGUCGAAAGGCUUUGCAUUCGUUUCCAUGGAAACUUUCGAGGCCUCCGAUGCAGCCCUUGCUUCGAUGAACGGGCAGUUCCUCUGCAACAGACCCGUCCACGUCUCCUACGCGUAUAAGAAAGACACCCGAGGGGAACGCCACGGAUCUGCAGCAGAGCGCCUGCUAGCUGCAAAUAGGCCAGCGAUUGAACGACCAGGGAGCAGCGGCAGCGUCACGAAAGAGGGCCCUGUGCCUUUGCAGCAACAAACAGGAACGCCACAGUUCGGCAUGAUGCAGAACGUGGGUCCGGGGGGCCCCCUCCCACCGUUGCCACUGCCGAUCAUGGGGACUGGGGCCCCCGGGUCGUUGCCUCCACCUCCUCUUUUCUUCAUGCCGCGUCCAGGCAUGCCGUUUCCGCCCCUGCCGCUACCCCCGACAAUGGCGGGGGCCUCUAGACCAACGCAGGGAGGAGGCCUCUUGGGCGCUCCAGGAGAAGCAAGGGGCCCUGCCUCCGUGUCAGUGGGAAUGGGGGGACCGACAGCACCGGUACAAGUGCCAGGCAGUGUUGGCAUGAUGCCUGGUGGGGCCCCCAUGACCCCUUCUCGACCUCCUGCUAUGGGGGCCCCUGGAGGCCCACCCUCAACAAGGCCUCUUCACUACAACAUGCAGUCGCCGGGGAUAGCCGCCCCCAUGCGCCCUGUGGGGCCAGGCGGAGGGCCCCACAUGGGAGGCCCUCAGAUGGGGGGAGGCCCGCAGAUGGGGGGAGGCCCUCAAAUGGGAGGUCUUCAAAUGGGGGGCCCUCAGAUGGGCGGCGGACAAAUGGGAGGCCCUCAAAUGGGAGGUCUUCAAAUGGGGGGCCCUCAAAUGGGGGGCGCUCAAAUGGGCAUGAAUCAAGGGCCUCGGCCUAUGGGAAUGCCACCCAUGCCCGGGAGUGUUCCUCCGCGACCCCCCCAGAGUUUCCAGCCGCCUCCCAACGUCCUGAGGCCUCCGCCCACAGUGCUGCCUCCCCCCACGGCUCCUGCUCAGCAGCAGUAG